Molecule: messenger RNA, 2063 nt
Organism: Carassius carassius (crucian carp)
Lineage: Eukaryota; Metazoa; Chordata; Actinopteri; Cypriniformes; Cyprinidae
Product: nectin-2-like
Exons: 11
Coding region: 1-1779 (592 amino acids)
Source: RefSeq, a predicted model, not a curated record
AUGCCAGAGACCGCUGAGAACAGAAACAUUGGCCUACUUGCUGGUCAUUGGUCACCUGAAUUUAGCGGUUGUUUCCUGUUCUCAGUGCCUUUUCUCUUUUUUUUUCCAGGGUCGCUGACUCAGUGCGUGAGGGUGGAUCCAGAAGUCGUGUCAUAUCCUGGUCAGACAGUGACACUGCGAUGCCAGUUUCCGAACCCAGGCAGACCCCUUACUCAGGUGUCAUGGGUCUUUGAACGGACUGAUGCAGAGCUAACCAACAUAGCAGUUUUCCAUCCAAAUUUUGGAGUAAAUUACCCAACGACAUCCCCUUUAUCAGGACGUGUCAGUUUUGUAACAGAUCCACCCUCUUUGGAGAACCCCUCAAUUAAGAUCAGAGAAGUGAAGAUGACCGAUGAGGGACGAUAUAUCUGUGAAUAUGCCACCUACCCUUCUGGCAACGAACAGGGAGUCACUUCGCUGGUCCUGCUGGCUAAACCGAAGAACUUUGCUACAUCUGUCACCGUUACCACCGGGAAAACCCCAGUCAUCGUGGCGCGCUGUGAAUCAUCCAAUGGCCGUCCAGCAGCGUCUAUUUCUUGGUCCAUGGCGCUUAACGGAAAUGUGACGAUGCCGAUUGAGACGAAGAAUCCAGAUAAUACGAUCACCGUCCAGAGUGCCUACAUAAACAUUGGCCUACUUGCUGGUCAUUGGUCACCUGAAUUUAGCGGUUGUUUCCUGUUCUCAGUGCCUUUUCUCUUUUUUUUUCCAGGGUCGCUGACUCAGUGCGUGAGGGUGGAUCCAGAAGUCGUGUCAUAUCCUGGUCAGACAGUGACACUGCGAUGCCAGUUUCCGAACCCAGGCAGACCCCUUACUCAGGUGUCAUGGGUCUUUGAACGGACUGAUGCAGAGCUAACCAACAUAGCAGUUUUCCAUCCAAAUUUUGGAGUAAAUUACCCAACGACAUCCCCUUUAUCAGGACGUGUCAGUUUUGUAACAGAUCCACCCUCUUUGGAGAACCCCUCAAUUAAGAUCAGAGAAGUGAAGAUGACCGAUGAGGGACGAUAUAUCUGUGAAUAUGCCACCUACCCUUCUGGCAACGAACAGGGAGUCACUUCGCUGGUCCUGCUGGCUAAACCGAAGAACUUUGCUACAUCUGUCACCGUUACCACCGGGAAAACCCCAGUCAUCGUGGCGCGCUGUGAAUCAUCCAAUGGCCGUCCAGCAGCGUCUAUUUCUUGGUCCAUGGCGCUUAACGGAAAUGUGACGAUGCCGAUUGAGACGAAGAAUCCAGAUAAUACGAUCACCGUCCAGAGUGCCUACAUGCUGGCUCCACAGCCGUCAGAUAAUGGCAAAGACAUCAGCUGCACGGUGUCACACCGUACCAUGACCCAACCUGAGACCUUCCCGAUGAAACUUGUUGUCGAAUAUCCUCCCCAGGUGAAUAUCGUAGGGUAUGAUAACAACUGGUACAGGGGUCGGACAAAUGCAAAUUUGACCUGUCAGGCAGACGGAAACCCUGUCCCCACCACUGUCACCUGGAAAACUUUGUCUGGACUGAUGCCUGAAACGGUGCAGGUGCAGGAAAAUCGGCUCGUUGUGCAGAAGGUGGAUGACACCAUCUACACCACCUUCAUCUGUGAGGUCAGAAACAGUCUGGGAUACGGCAGAGAUCAGAUCUCCGUCUUCGUGAGGGAUUCUGUCCACUCUUGUGGUUCUACUGAAGCUGUGAUCCGAUUGGUCCUCUCUGCUCUGGUGGGCAUGGCUACUGUCCUUCUUUUGGUUUAUGACAUCAGAUCCUGAAGAUCUGAACAAGAUCAAGCACAUAUUCACACAUCAGAAUGAUUUGGAAUCUAAAGCAGAAUGCUGAACUUAAGAGGUCUUUAGUUUUUUUUUGUUGGUAUUUUUCAUAAUAAAUACUGAUGAUUAUGUCCGCUUGUGCUCUCUAUUUCAAAUUUUUUAAAUGUAUUUAUUUGAAAGGUAUCAGUGCAGUUUUGCCUCAGACAACCAAUUCUGACUUUACUUAUACUCGUCCAUUUGCUACAUGUAUUUGCUUGCCUUUAUCAAUAAAGUAAUCUCAGUCUUAA